UGCACGCGGCUAUCCGGAGCCCAUUGUGAACUGGCGCCGCGAGGAUGGCAGCGAAAUCGUGCUGAAGGACAAUGCAGGCACCAAGACUCUGGUCUCCUCGUUCCGCGGCGAGGUGCUGAAGCUGACGAAGAUCUCACGCAACGAGAUGGGCUCCUAUCUGUGCAUCGCCUCCAAUGGAGUGCCCCCAUCGGUUUCCAAGCGCAUCUCGCUUAGCAUACACUUUCAUCCAGUCAUACAAGUGCCGAAUCAAUUAGUCGGAGCACCGCUUGGCACUGAUGUUCAAAUCGAGUGUCACGUUGAGGCCUCGCCCAAAUCAAUUAACUACUGGAUUAAGGAUACCGGUGAAAUGAUUGUCUCGUCGGGCAAAUACCAUGUGCAGGAGCACUCGCAGUCGAUGUACGAAACGAAAAUGUCAAUGAUUGUGCGAAAAUUUCAGAAGGACGAUGUCGGCUCGUACCGCUGCAUUGCGAAAAACUCACUGGGCGAAGUUGACAGCAGCAUCCGGCUAUACGAAAUCCCGGGACCGAAUCGUAAAAAUCCUUCAAAUAGCAAAGGAAACGGAGGCGCUGGCAGCGCUGCCGGCAACGCCGCCGACACGGAUGCCAAUGACAUUUUAAAACUGAAACAACAAGUCAAAGUCACCUACCAGCCGGAGGACGACGAGCUCUACGGCUCGGCCGAGGAUUUCGAGGAUGGCGAAUUCGCCGGGUCGCCGCCGUUAUCGCCGCACCAUUACUACACCAGCGGCAAUAAGCCACCGACACAUAAGCCCGGCGGCAGCGGUGGCGGCCAUCAGCAUCAGCAUCAGCACCACCAUCACCCGCAGCAGACAGCGACCGGUGGUGGUGGUGGUGGUGGUGGCGGUGCUGGUGGCGGUGGCGCCAGCUCCAUUGAGCUGGCAUUCGGCAGUGGCCAACUGAACGGCGCUGGCAACACACGUAAGCCGACCUAUUACGGCGGCAGCGGUGUCGCUGGGGGCGUUGGCGGCGCCACGGGCAACACGGAAGUGCGCGGCCCCAUGGACAACAACGAGCGCAGCACCGCUGGCGCACCACAUCGCGCCUUCAGCCCAACCAGCCAUCGGCUCCACUCGCACUCCUAUCGUCAAUGGCUGUGGCUCUUCCACUGUCGACAGCCGCUCUUAAUGGGUUUGUCCGGCUUAGUUGCGGCGCUCAGACUGUUAUAAUACAUGGUGGCAGCCGUGCACUAGAGGAGGACACACACACACACAGAGAGAGACGCACACACACACACACACACUCAGACAGAGUAGGUUUUUUUUUUCGAGGGAAUUAAACAUACAAAGCAUUAAACUGCGUUUCUUGUAUAAGAACAAGAUGCUUGCUUAGAGUAAGUGCAUAUCCACACACACACACACACACACAGAUAUAUGUAUAUGUUGAUGGGCCUUUUUCAGUUUGCAUCGCUACGGCCCAAUGGCACUAGCUGAUUACGGCAGCCCAAUCAAAGAUUCAAUAAUUAUAAUCAAAACUCUACCCAAAAGGCAUCAAGUGUUGCACAAUGCAAAAAACUUUAAGGCUACAAGUUUUUCCA
Drosophila navojoa is the source of this 1554-nucleotide messenger RNA. It is a transcript of the gene DIP-alpha, whose product is annotated as Dpr-interacting protein alpha. Lineage: Eukaryota; Metazoa; Arthropoda; Insecta; Diptera; Drosophilidae. Gene Ontology annotation, cellular component: neuron projection. The record is from RefSeq and is a predicted model, not a curated record.